AUGGAUUCAUAUCCCCAGGUUGACAUUAACCCGGAAAGUUCUUAUAAAACUCCCGAUUACACGAGGAACUCGUCUUCCCAAAGAAGCAUUUCCUCCAUUCAAUCAGCUCAUUCAAAGACCUCCCACAGUCACUCCAUAAGAGAGGUGAGCUUCAGUAGUGAGCCCGUCUCGAACCCUGUGAGAUAUGGUUCGAGUGGUACUAACUCCAGAGGGCUCACCACUUCCUACAAAGAGAUCAGUGAUGAGGAUGCUAGACUAGUUUAUGUAAAUGAUCCCGAGAGAACCAAUCACAAGUUCGAGUUCGCUGGAAACUCAAUCCGGACCUCGAAAUAUUCCGUUCUGACUUUCUUGCCCCGGAAUUUGUUCGAGCAGUUCCAUAGAGUCGCCUACAUAUACUUUCUCGUGAUUGCCAUUCUCAAUCAGCUCCCCCAGCUGGCGGUUUUCGGCCGGGGGGCUUCAAUCAUGCCACUAGCAUUCGUCCUCUUAGUUACGGCCGUUAAGGACGGUUAUGAAGACUUUAGGCGCCACCGUUCAGACAGGAUCGAGAACAAUCGGCUGACAUGGGUUUUGGUAGAUAACACAUUUCAGCAGAAAAGAUGGAAGGAAAUUCGUGUUGGUGAGAUCAUUAAAGUGUCCGGGAAUGAGACCCUUCCUUGUGACAUGGUUUUGCUCUCGACGAGCGAUCCCACUGGAGUGGCUUACGUGCAGACAACGAAUUUGGAUGGGGAAUCGAAUUUGAAGACUCGGUAUGCAAAGCAGGAGAGCCAAAUGAAAAAUCCCUUGGACGAAAGGAUUAGUGGGCUGAUCAAGUGCGAAAAACCCAACAGGAACAUUUACGGCUUCCAGGCGAAUAUGGAUAUCGAUGGAAAGCGUAUAUCUCUUGGGCCUUCUAACAUAAUUCUACGUGGCUGUGAACUGAAAAACACCGAGUGGGCUAUUGGGGUCGUGGUUUAUGCGGGUAGAGAGACGAAGGCAAUGCUCAACAACUCAGGUGCCCCGUCAAAGAGGAGUCGUCUCGAGACGCGUAUGAACCGGGAGAUAAUUUUCCUCUCGAUUUUCCUUGUGACACUCUGUACCAUAGUCUGCAUAUGUCACGGGGUUUGGCUGAGACGCCAUAAUGAUGAGCUGGACAUGAUGCAAUUUUACAGGAGGAGGGACUAUUCGGAGGCCGAGGUUGAGAACUACGAGUAUUAUGGUUGGGGAUUGGAGAUACUCUUUGUGUUUCUUAUGUCUGUUAUUGUCUUCCAAAUUAUGAUUCCCAUAUCGUUGUACAUAUCCAUGGAGCUUGUGCGUGUGGGCCAGGCUUAUUUUAUGAUCCGAGAUAAGCGGAUGUUUGACGAGUCCUCCAAAUCGGGAUUUCAGUGUCGGGCCCUGAAUAUAAAUGAGGAUUUGGGGCAGAUAAAAUAUGUUUUCUCUGACAAGACCGGUACACUGACUGAGAACAAGAUGGAGUUUCAGUGUGCAAGCAUUGCCGGAACAGAUUAUAGCAACGGUAAGGUGAGCACGGAAGUUGAUCAAACAAUGCACACAAUCCAAGCUGAUGGGACAAUCUUAAGGCCAAAGAUGACGGUUAAAGUUGAUCCAGAGCUUCUUCAUAUUUCAAGAACACACACAAACGAAGGAAGAUACAUUUAUGAUUUUUUUGUGGCAUUGGCUGCAUGCAACACCAUUGUGCCUCUAACUGUUGAGACAUCUGAUCCUGCUGUUAAGUUGAUCGAGUAUCAAGGGGAGUCUCCUGAUGAACAGUCAUUGGUCUAUGCUGCAGCUGCCUAUGGUUUUAUGCUUAUUGAACGAACUUCAGGUCACAUAGUUGUUGACAUUCAGGGGGAAAGGCAAAGGUUCAGUGUAUUGGGCUUGCAUGAGUUUGAUAGUGAUAGAAAGAGGAUGUCUGUUAUUCUCGGAUGUCCUGACAACUCAGUAAAGGUGUUCGUAAAAGGUGCUGACACAUCCAUGUUCAGAGUGAUAGACAGAUCCUCAAACUCGAACAUGGUAAAAGCAACCGAAGGCCAUCUUCACUCUCACUCUAUAAAGGGCUUGCGUACGCUUGUUAUUGCCAUGCGGGAUUUGAGUUCUUCAGAAUUCGAGCAAUGGCAGUCAUCUUAUGAGACGGCAAACACAGCCGUGAUGGGCAGAGCAGGUUUGCUUCGUAAAGUUGCAAACAACAUCGAAAACCAUCUUAACUUAUUAGGUGCCUCUGGGAUCGAGGACAAGUUGCAGCAAGGCGUGCCUGAAGCAAUCGAGUCUUUAAGAAUGGCUGGCAUUAAAGUCUGGGUUUUGACCGGGGACAAGCAAGAAACUGCGGUUUCAAUUGGCUACUCGUCUAGGCUUCUUACUAGGAACAUGACCCAAAUAGUGAUAAACAACAACUCUAAGGAGUCGUGUAGAAAGAGCUUGGACGAUGCUUUGCAACUCUGUAAGAAAUUUACUAGCGUUCCUGAUGCCACACAAGUGGAAUCUGGGGAAAUUGCCUUAAUAAUUGACGGGACUAGUCUUGUAUAUAUUCUGGACUCCGAGCUUGAGAAACAGCUUUUCGAGUUAGCUAGUAGAUGUACUGUGGUAUUGUGUUGUCGGGUGGCUCCAUUGCAAAAGGCUGGAAUAGUUGCUCUGAUAAAGAACAGAACUGAUGACAUGACCCUUGCCAUCGGUGAUGGGGCAAACGAUGUGUCGAUGAUUCAAAAGGCUGAUGUGGGUAUUGGAAUCAGCGGGCAAGAGGGAAGGCAAGCUGUCAUGGCAUCGGAUUUCGCCAUGGGUCAGUUUCGAUUUUUGGUCCCGUUAUUAUUGGUACAUGGACACUGGAAUUACCAACGCAUGAGCUACAUGAUACUCUACAACUUCUACAGGAAUGCUGUUUUCGUCCUGGUCUUGUUUUGGUACGUGCUCUUCACGGGUUUUACAUUGACAACUGCAAUUACCGACUGGAGCUCGGUUUUAUAUUCUGUGAUAUACACAUCUGUGCCCACAAUAGUUGUGGGCAUUCUCGAUAAGGAUUUAAGUAGAAGGACUCUGCUCAGGUACCCUCAGCUCUAUGGGCCCGGGCAAAGAUCCGAGAGCUAUAAUGGGAAAUUGUUUUGGGUCACGAUACUUGACACCUUAUGGCAAAGUGCAGCUGCUUUCUUUGUGCCUCUCCUUGCUUACUGGGAAAGUAACGUUGAUGGUUCUAGCAUAGGAGACCUCUGGACAAUUGCUGUGGUUAUAUUAGUCAAUGUACAUUUGGCAAUGGACGUGAUUAGGUGGUUUUGGAUAACGCAUGCAGCCAUCUGGGGAUCGAUAAUCGCCACUUUCGUUUGUGUCAUGGUGAUUGAUGCCUUGCCUUUUCUGCCUGGUUAUUGGGCCUUCUUUAACGUUGCCAAUACCGAACUAUUUUGGGUUUGCUUGCUCGGAAUAACAGUUGGAGCUCUCGUUCCUCAUUUUGCCGUUAAAACGUUUGUUCAGUACUGUAGACCAAACGACAUCCAGAUUGCUCGAGAAGCAGAGAAAUUCAGCAGCACAAGGGAGUCCCGAGACACACAAAUUGAGAUGAACCCAAUUUUCAAUCCACCCCUACAAAGGAUCCGUGGUUAG
Molecule: messenger RNA, 3561 nt
Organism: Striga hermonthica
Lineage: Eukaryota; Viridiplantae; Streptophyta; Magnoliopsida; Lamiales; Orobanchaceae
Source: the annotation of a GenBank genome assembly